AUGGCUGACACAAAUGUGGUUGGAGAGUCAACAGUUCCUAAUGAACAUCUCGAGGAUGUGGAAGUGGGCAAUGAGGAAAAUCAGAGUUCUACUAGCCUAGUGGAAACCACAACAACAACAGAUGGUAUUGUAAAAGAUUCAAGCAUAAUGCAAAUAUCAAAUAAGCUUGUAGAAGCUGCAGAAGUGGUUGAGGAACCUUUCUUCUAA
Arabis nemorensis is the source of this 207-nucleotide messenger RNA. NCBI's taxonomy places the organism in Eukaryota, Viridiplantae, Streptophyta, Magnoliopsida, Brassicales, Brassicaceae. The record is from the annotation of a GenBank genome assembly.